AUUUGAUAUGGACAAGUAAAACAAUAUAUAAGGACUCAGACGAUCGGACGACCCCGGACAACAAAUUCCGAACUGCUAGCUCUGUUUGGGUAGCUUGAGUUGAGCUUGAGCAAGACUAAUUAGCGUCACUGCGAUGCACUGGCAUGUCGCCUGCAGCGUGCUGAAUCCAUGUAUCGGCAUCAGAAUUUCAAGCUCAAGUUUCAAAUCGGCAGUGUUGAAGCUUGCAACAAUGAAGACAUCGGACACCCACGAUGGAACAUGCUAAAACCAUGUGUCCGACCAGUCCUCGUUAAAUCUGGCGCCUGGACUUCGCCCUAACUUACAACAAAUCGGGGGUUACACGAAGACAAGUGACGCACCUUCGCUGGUUCUCGAGUUGAUUCAUCGUCAAGUUUGCAGUGAUGUGGUCAGGAUCAUCUAUUGGUGCUACUGGUUCCAGUUAUGUCGAGGAAGCUUCACCAGACACAUGCAAUAUCGUCAUUUUCGGAGAAACAGGAGCUGGCAAAAGCUCAUUGGUCAAUUUAAUCGUCGGGCCAGAAACAGCACCAGUAUCCUGCGACGCUGAAGGAUGCACAGCUCAAACCAAAGAGUACUUAUAUAACCUUGCAAUUCACAGCAAGACCUGGAAGGUGAAGCUUUUUGAUACAGCCGGUCUUGGUGAGGGCUCUGAGGGCAAAGUCCCUGACAAGAAAGCUCAGAGACUUUUGAAGGACCUCCUUCGAAGGCUUAUGGAGCAGGACAGCAUCCAUCUCCUCAUGCACUGUGUUGAUGGCAAAAAACAGGGCACAGAAACCAUUAAAGCACUCUGCCGCAACUACAAACUAUGCACCUUCGAAGUUAAGAAAAGAAUCCCAGUCGUCCUCGUCAUCACGCAUUUGGAAAACAUAGAACCAGAAAUGGAAAAAUGGUGGAAGAACAACGAGCGGUUCAUCUCAGAGCAUAGCAUGGCCUUUGCUGGCCACGCAUGUAUCACCACGCUGACUGAUGAUGCGACACUCAAGGAGCGCCACGACCAGUCAUACAGGGCCGUCCGAAAACUUAUUGAGGAGUGUUGUACAAGGAACGGACCUAGGAGGAACAGGCCUGAAAAGAACUUGUUAAAAAAAAUCAGAAGGACCGCGCCCCAAAGAAUCGGGCCCGAAAGAAACAAGCCUAAGAAUAUCGUACUCUUUGGGGAGACGGGGGCAGAUAAUAGUUCUCUCGUCAACCUUAUGGCGGGAAAGGAAGUGUCAGUCGCAUCUCCUGACCUGCAACGUUGUACGAUGCACUGGGAAGACUACAUCAUCGACCUCGGAGACGAGACUUACAAGGUGUUCGAUACUAUUGGACUUGAGGAGCCGCAGCUGGGGAUCAGAGAAUACCUCGAAUCUGUCGACAACGCCUAUAGGCUCAUCAAGGAAUUGGACCGACAAGGCGGCGUUGAUCUGCUUUUGUUCUGCAUUCGCCCUUGCCGAAUAAAUGCUACGCUUUACAGCAAUUAUAAGCUGUUUCACGAUUACCUCUGCGAGGGGAAUGUUCCUAUCGUUCUUGUGAUCACGCACCUAGAAAGAGAGAUGGAGGACUGGUGGGAGAGAGUACAGAAUAAAUUCGAAUGUUACGGGAUCCGGGUCGCUGAUCACGCAUGCAUCCUCGCCGCUGAUGGAUUGGAUGGCCCAUACGAAACCCAUGAUGAUGAAGUCAUGAUCCGCAAUCUCGUGGAGAGGUUUACUGCCAACGGGCAGAAGCCAGCAUGGAUAGGAGGGGACAAUCUGUUUGUGUCGUUGAUGCGUAAGCUGAAGGAGCUACCUGGUGGGAAUUUGCGUGUGAAGGGGGUGAGUAUUGUCUCUCGCCUGAUGAAGCGUUGCGAUACGUCUCGACGGGUCGCAAGAAAGUUGGCUUAUAUGAUCAAGCAAGAUGCGGCUACAAGUUGAGCCUUUUUCAAUAACUUACACAGUAGGCUUUGUUGACAUCGAUACUUAAUGCUCACUACUUGAGACCAACUACAGUCGGGAGCCUAUUUGUUCUUGUUUGUUCCUAUAUCAGUACC
Molecule: messenger RNA, 2026 nt
Organism: Suillus subaureus
Lineage: Eukaryota; Fungi; Basidiomycota; Agaricomycetes; Boletales; Suillaceae
Product: P-loop containing nucleoside triphosphate hydrolase protein
Exons: 4
Coding region: 402-1910 (502 amino acids)
Biological process (GO): tRNA wobble uridine modification; tRNA methylation
Cellular component (GO): cytoplasm
Molecular function (GO): GTP binding
Source: RefSeq, a predicted model, not a curated record